Molecule: messenger RNA, 2385 nt
Organism: Mesorhabditis spiculigera
Lineage: Eukaryota; Metazoa; Nematoda; Chromadorea; Rhabditida; Rhabditidae
Source: the annotation of a GenBank genome assembly
AUGGAUCGGCUACGAGUAGAUGUACAAUUCAAGCCGAGGGUUGUCACCAAGGAUACCGUAACCCCGUCGGAGGGAGAUACCGUAACCCUGGAGUGCCAAGUCGAGGCCAACCCUCAAAGGAUAUAUACGGCUGGCGAGACGGGAACUGGACUCGAAUGUGAAGCACAGGGAUACCCCGCCCCCGAAGUGCUGUGGUUCCGCAACGGUCAACCAAUCGACAAAUCCCGAUUCACCCUGGCGAAUACCGUAUCCCGGUCGUCGUGCCCACCCGGGGAUUACUGUACCCGAUCUACCGUAUCUACUCUCUCCUUCCGAGCCGCUGUGGAGUGGUCCGAUAAGGGCAAUUAUACCUGCGUUGCGGCUAAUGGAGCCGGUGAAGCCGCUUCGACGUGGACAAUUCUUCGCGUAGUCCAUAGCCCGCAGAUCCUGAACGAUAUCUACAAUGGAGAAGCCCUGGCUGCGACUGAUCUCGGGAAUACGGCCCGAAUUUCGUGUCGUGUCUCUGCACGUCCGGAACCGAAAUUCGCCUGGUUGAAGGAAUCGACGGAAAUCGAGGAGGGACCGAGAUUCUCUGUAGCUACAGCACAGAUUCCUGGUCAACCUGAUGAAUACGAAUCGAUCCUCUCCUUCCCGGAAACCACAAAAGGCGACUAUGGACAGUACUUGUGCCGAGCCACCAAUGGCAAGGGCGCAAAGGCCGAGGCGAUCAUUCGACUGAAGGAACGAAGCGCUCCCCAAGCCCCGCUCCAGCUGAAGAAAAUGACCACCUCCCCGUCCUCCCUAUUUUUGGCGUGGAAACAGGGCUUUGAUGGCGGUUAUGCGCAGACGUUUAUUCUGGAGUACAGACGGUUGAACCCAUUUACGGAGACGCUUUCCGAGGAAGAGGUGACUACGGUAGAAGUCAAAGAAUUGCAGAGGAUAGAUGCUCCAAUUUCGGAUUCAACUCGAUCGAAGCGUUCUCCCGGAUUCCAAAGUCUCGUCGCCUACAAUCUGACCAAUCUACUCCCGAAAUCCACCUACUAUCUGAAGAUUCGUGCCAAGAAUCAGCAGGGAAUGUCCGAAUUUUCCCCAAUUCUCUCUGCAACGACUGAUGAUGUGUACGAGGAUCGGACCGUUGAGGCGCCCGCCGCGAUUUCCUACAAUGCCCGCACGAUGGGGCUCGUUUUGGAGCCAAAACCCUCCUCGGACGUGUGCGUGCAACUGUACGUCUCGUUCGGUGACAUGUCCCGAGGAGUGGAAUGUUGGCCAUCGGAUCGAGAGAUUUCUGAAUUGCCGGGUGGUGGACAGUUUGCAGUACGGUAUUGCUCGCGGAACAAUCGGAUACAGUGUUCGCCGAUCAGUCACGCCGUCUCCUCGCCAAGCCCUCUAAGCUCAAGAUGGCGCUACUUGGUGCCUCUGCUCGUUGGACUGAUCGUGAUCGCGUUCCUCUCAAUCCUCUGCGCAAUUUGUUGCCGAUCGAGGCGAGGAGUCGACGAUAAGGCGAAAAAGGCCAAGAAAAUGGAUAUUCGCCCUGAAGUCUCCGGGCCAAUGCCGCCAAUGGAAGCGAAGAAUGGGAUGACACACGGAUCAGCCACUGAUUCUGGUGUAUUUACACUCGAAAAUGGGCAGAAGGGCAUUGGAGGAGGAGCCGGAUCGGUUAAUGGACACACAUUCAGCGCGAACGAAACACUACCCGAGCGAGAUUCGUGGCCGCCGCAUUCUGGGCCAGUUCCCUCCCAAUUCGACCCAUUCCACAACGAUCCGUAUUUGAAUGAAUAUGAUGGGACGGCGUGGAGGACUAGUGUGCACGACGGCAGCGGCACCGGUUCGGGACCCGAGAACCAGACAGCGACGACACAUUCCGAUGGAGGAGACUCGGAUUCGGAGGCAUUUUCCGGACAGGGCAGAUCCUCCUCGAAAAUGGCCUCCACGUCAACACCCGGUGAUUUGAGGAUCAAGACUGGAGAUGGCACCUUCAUCGCCUCAAGCCAACGAGCCGACGGAAGCUGGCGAAAGCCGAGAAAAGUGAAGGAGGGAUAUAUUCCACAGGAUGAACAACCUAAAUACCAGGCAAAGGGAACGGAACCGGCCGUCAGGGGACGCGCGCCAGUUGGGAUCACCCCGAUGGCAUUGGCAGCACGAGGGGCUGGAGCCUCGCGUCCACAGAAACCGAUCACGGCCAUUGAGAAGGAAAAGGCAUGCAUCACCCCACAGGAUCAUGUCAAGAGGAAAAUGGGGAAUGUGCAGAAGAAACUGGAUGAGAUUACGCAAUUGGAGGAACGUGUCGCCAAGGGUGAGGCAGAAAAGUUGGAGAAGAAUCAGCUGACCAAAAUUGAGCGAAAAGCGCAUUAUAACGACGAAAUGGCAAAGUUGGAAGAGCAGUUGAAGGCCCUAGAUGUCAAGAAA